CACUGGCUACACUGUGUGCAAAAUUACGUCUUAGUGAAUUAUUGUAAACAAAGAGAGCCGGCAGUUCCACUAAAAUUAUUUUCUUAACUUGUUGCUUUGCAGUGACUUCUUUAUCACAAAAUUUAAUUCGAACAGAAGGUAAGAGUCUAAAGUAUAAUUAGAUAUUAGAAUGAAAAGCGGAUUCUUAACAAAGAAAUAGAAUUUUGCUCGGUUCAUCGCUGUACGCAGACAAAAAAUUGUAUAUAAUUUGACUCCAUGAUAACAUAAUAAAAUAAACGGGAUUUAUUGUUUCAUAAUAAGAAGAAGAUGAAGAACCGACUUAUUUUCGUCCCUGCCCCAUGUAUUAGCUAUACAAAACCAAAGAAAAGGCAGGCUACUAGAUGAUUUUUCAAUAGAUGUUUACAUUAAAGUUUGCACUACUACUGGAGUGAUCUCUGCAAUAUAUGCAUCGACAGCACUUGUACUAAUACAACUGUGAAUCCGAAGAUAAAUUUCGUAUAACAAAUCGCGGAGUCAGAUUAUAAACAAAUUAAUAAAUAGCAUUGACUGGGUGUGGACUGAUACACACGAUCACACAGCGCAUUUUUUUUAAUAAUUCGUUUUCGGGCAUUUCAUAUUGAAUCUUGCGUAUUGCGUCUAUAUUUCUAAUAAAACAACGAAGAAAAAUGGAUCCGUUUGAGGUUGCAAUGAAUAAAGCCCUUCAAAAAUUGGCUGCGGAUAUCAUCCCAAGUGAUGAUGCAAAAGUCUGCGCCGACAAAAUCAUCAAAUUGCUUCAAACAAAAAGUAAAUUUGAUGUUGGUCGUGUUUGCAUUGCCGGUAGCAUCGGUAAAAAAAUAACAAUCAUCGGUUCAGAUAUUGAUUGCGUAUUGUUCAUCAAUGACGAACGGCCCAUGUUCGGAGAUGUUUUAGAUGACUUUGAAAACAUUCUCACCAUGACGGAUUCCUUCAAUAUAAGAGAUGUGCACAAAACGAAACAUUCAAUUCAAUUCAAAGCUUUGGGAUUCGAGUUCGAUAUUUUGCCAGCAGCGAAUUUUACCAAUGGUCUUCAGCUUCAAGGUGAUGCCUUGAUCAACACUCAGCAGCAACGAGUUUUGGCAUACAUCAAAAAGGACCCAAAAAAGUACGGCUACAUGUAUUCCAGUUCGUUGACGGAUGCAGUAAUACGCUUCAUGAAGCGACAAGAUGGUUUCGUUAACGAAAUGGUGCGCAUUGCAAGGUUUUGGUAUAAAACUUUGCAUUUCAACGAUUAUGUAUCAGGUGCGAAAACGUUGAUUGAACUAGUUGCCGUGUACGCAGCAAAGAAAGAACAAAACAUGGAAACCAAGUCUUAUCUAAGAUCUUUCAAACGUUUCAUUGAUUAUUUGAAAAAUUUCGAACAUUUGAAAUUUAGGUGAAAUGUUCGAAAACAAUCCAACAAAAAUACAAUGGUUGGUUAGCACUGAAACUUUUUCCAGGCUUCCUGAUUUAAAAGUUCGCAAUGAACAAUUCCACACAGAUCAUAAACUUUGGGGUGGUUUGGAAAAUAUUAGGAAGUAUUUCCAGUUUGCGAUACUUUCAUCAAGGGCAUCAAGCUGUGACGAAAGUCAAACAAAGGAAAUUGUUCAAAAUACGAUUUCAAGACAAAUUUACAAUAGUAAAGUGACAUGGGUUUCAGCUGAGGGAGAAAAACACGAAGACUAUGACGUUACAUUUACAAUUCCAUCGUCGAAUGAAAGAGCAGUUCGUAUUAGUUAUCGAUUGUGAACCUGUCUGUCACUUUUUUCAUCUACUUUCUAACGAUUUUAAGACAAAACAAAUUGACGUGGUCUUCAGCGAAAACUGUAAUUACUGUUCAAAAGGCAGCUCGUGUUGUUUUCGUUUAUAAACGUUUUUUUAUAUCUGUUAUUCUAUUUUUUUCAUAAGAACGAAAUCAUUUUUUUACAUUAAAUGUAACUCAUUAACCAUUUUCUAAUAGAUGUUUAAGAAAACAUAUAUAUUACUCAAAAACAAUAUUUUAACCAGCUCAGCUUUAUCAUCAACAAACUAUCUUUGUUCAAAAGAUAGAAUAUUAAGAAAAAAAUGCUCUAGUGCCAGCAAAUCGAAGCACUUUUUAUGUUAAGAAAACUUUUUGAAGUUUGAUUCUGAUUAAUUUAAGCAUAUUUUCAUACAAAAGUGUAAGCAUUGCAUUUAUUGCAUUUUAUUUUGUAUCUGAAUAAAACAAAAAAAAAAACAUUGAAAAA
Sitodiplosis mosellana (orange wheat blossom midge) is the source of this 2219-nucleotide messenger RNA. RefSeq lists its product as uncharacterized. The coding region runs from base 666 to 1394 and encodes 242 amino acids. Lineage: Eukaryota; Metazoa; Arthropoda; Insecta; Diptera; Cecidomyiidae. Gene Ontology annotation, cellular component: nucleoplasm; membrane; cytosol. Gene Ontology annotation, biological process: regulation of ribonuclease activity. The transcript has 4 exons. The record is from RefSeq and is a predicted model, not a curated record. Gene Ontology annotation, molecular function: double-stranded RNA binding; 2'-5'-oligoadenylate synthetase activity.